CUACGCCGCUCCCGUCACCUCCCCUGCAGCCGUUCGCCGUAAUAAGCCUACAGCUGCACUGAGAUAAGUCAUGCCGCAAAAACCUAGAGCGACCAAGAUGUCGCUUUAUGAUUUCCAAGGGGAGCCCAAGGAGGAGUUGUUGCCGACCAGGAGUAUUGGACUCGAACGUCAGUCUGUUCACCGUCGUCGUGACGAUGAGCCCGGCAGAGGGGAUUCGGAAGGGACUUGGCGUCGAGGUGGUGAGGAUGGACGCAGUGGUUCUAGAGAGCGCGGCGAUCCGGACGCGGGCCGUGGCGAUCUAGAUGACAACUGGCGUGGAUCUGCUAGGUUGCGUCCUUCGGGCAGUCGGGAGGGAUUUGGUGACCGUCGGGAGGGAUUUGGUGACCGUCGGGUGGAUCCUGCCGAUGAGGACAAGGACUGGCGGGCAGGCCCUCGUCCUACCCUGGACCGUGCUGGUGGUAGUAGUAGGCUCCCUAGGGCGGACGAUAGUGGCUUGACUCCCUUCCGACAACAAUUGCGUGAGCGUGCCGAGGCUGCCCGAGCUCGUCGUCAAGGCGAUAGAUCUACCGAGCGUGAUGGUCAGGACGAUGAGAGCCGCUCCACCUCCCGUGGCUUUGCCUCUAGAGGUGAACCUCGAUCGUUAUCGAGAGAAGACUCGGAUCGCGCGAAUAAUGACGAUAACUGGAGAGCUACUGCUCACACCUCGACAACUCUGCCGUGGAGAAGGCCUGGCAUUGCGGAGGAGCCGCGUUCUUCCGACGCUCCGAUGCCGUCGAGACGUCCUGGUACAGCGCCCGCCUCAGACUGGAAGGCCCAAUUCGCUAACCGCAACCGUGCCUCUGGAACAAGCGCCACUGAGGAGCCUCGGACUCGGGCAUGGGUUCCUCCGUCUCGGGCUGAUGCUCUCCGAGAUGAUCGGGCUCGUCAUGAGGAACCUGUUAGAAGGGGUGACAGCUUUAGACGAGAUGAUGUCUCCCGUCGUGAGACCGGCUCAUGGAGAGCUGAGGCCUUGAGGCGUGAUGAGCCCCUCAGAAGGGAGGAGCCUACUAGGAGCAGUGCGCCGUGGAGGAGAGGAGUUGAUAGGGAGGAACACCAACAUGGCAACCGGCAGGAGGAUAAGGAGAUGGUUGAGAGUGUAACGAGAGAGCUUGAGACUAUGGAUGCUCGUGGAGAUGAGUGGGCCGUUGAAGAGGAAGAGGAGAAGCCAACGGUGCCUGCAUUUGAUGCUGCUAAAAUUGACAAGUUCCUAGUAGCGUACCAGAAGCAUGUGGAUGAUGUCACGAAGAAGACUGAGCAUAUCGCAACGAAAAUGCCUAAGAAUCUCGGCGUAGCAGAAAUGCAGAGCUCCUAUCUCCUGGAUAAGAUAGUAGCGGCCUUGGUUAUGAAGGCAUCAACGUUGGCUUCACUGGACGAGUGCCUUUCUCUCUUUCAUCGUCAUGCGCCUGUAAUCAAUGCUCUCAUCGACUCCAAUCGUCAGACGCGGGGAUACUGUUUCCAGCUGCUGACGUCCUCUCAGAAGGCUGUGGAGUCGGUCAAGUGUCCUAGGCUGGCAAAGGACUGUACGCUGGUUGAGGCCGUGUGGUAUUCGCUGUAUGAUAUUGAUGCGGUUACUGCAGAGCUCAUAGCCUUUUGGAGCGAUGAGUACUCGGGUUCUGAGGCCGACACUGCUGAUCGCGCGAAGAUCGUUUUCCAAACCCAAGCUCUUCGUGAGUGGCUGAGCGCUGUCGAGGAGGGAGAGGCUACGAGGGAUGCUACUGAGGAGGAUGAUGAUGAUGAGUGGGCAAGUAGUAGCAGUAGCGAUGAUGAAGAUAUAGAGGCUCUCAUUCCGAAGAGGGCAACGGACAUACGUGUUCGAUAA
Molecule: messenger RNA, 1858 nt
Organism: Perkinsus marinus ATCC 50983
Lineage: Eukaryota; Perkinsozoa; Perkinsida; Perkinsidae
Exons: 16
Coding region: 71-1858 (595 amino acids)
Source: RefSeq, a predicted model, not a curated record